Molecule: messenger RNA, 3274 nt
Organism: Hibiscus syriacus
Lineage: Eukaryota; Viridiplantae; Streptophyta; Magnoliopsida; Malvales; Malvaceae
Product: clathrin interactor EPSIN 2-like
Exons: 14
Coding region: 160-2958 (932 amino acids)
Biological process (GO): endocytosis
Cellular component (GO): clathrin vesicle coat; endosome; plasma membrane
Molecular function (GO): phospholipid binding; clathrin binding
Source: RefSeq, a predicted model, not a curated record
CAUAAUUUUCUAUUGAAAUUUCCCAUUUUCUCUUCAAUUUUUUUUCCUCGCUCUAACAGCGACGAUCGAUUUCAUUCAAUUUCUUUGCCGUCAGAUCUUAAAUUUUCAUUCUAGAUUCAAUCAGUGUGACAGGCUGCUUCAUUUCGAACUCAGGCGAGGAUGAAGAAGGCUAUCGGUCAAACUGUUAGAGAACUCAAGAGAGAGGUUAAUAAGAAGGUUCUAAAAGUUCCUGGAAUAGAGCAGAAGGUUCUUGAUGCCACCAGUAAUGAGCCCUGGGGUCCUCAUGGAUCACUUCUUGCAGAUAUUGCAAUGGCUACAAGAAACUAUCAUGAGUAUCAGAUGAUCAUGACAGUAAUCUGGAAACGUCUAAGUGACACUGGAAAGAAUUGGCGUCAUGUCUACAAGGCUCUGACAGUUCUGGAAUAUCUUGUUGCUAAUGGAUCAGAGCGAGUCAUAGAUGACAUAAGAGAACAUUCUUAUCAAGUAUCGACCUUGUCCAAUUUUCAGUAUAUUGAUUCUAGUGGAAGGGACCAAGGUAACAAUGUCAAAAAAAAAUCUCAGAGCCUUGUGGCCCUAGUAAGUGAUAAAGAAAGAAUAAUUGAAGUAAGACAAAAGGCUGCAGCUAACAGGGACAAGUUUCGGAAUACAUCAACAGGUGGAAUGUAUAGACCAGGUUCAGGGGGAUAUGGUGACAGAUAUGAUUAUGGAAACAAAGAUUAUGAUGAUCAAAAUGGUUAUGGAAGAGACCGGGAGUAUGGCUACAAAGAUGAUGAUCGGUAUGGCAGAUAUGGGGAUUCAAACAGUCGCGAUGGAGAUCGUUAUGGCAGAGAUUAUGAAGACCGCAACAGUAGAGAUGGUUACAGGGAUGAUGACUACCGAGGUAGAAGUACAAGUGUUGAUGAUUAUCAAUAUGGCACAAGAUCUAGGAGCUCUGAUAGAGACCAUACUUUUGAUGAGGAUGGUGCUUCUUCUCGGGACAGCGGUGUUAGAGCUGAUGUUCACUCUCAGGAUGGAAGACAGCAUGAGCGGAAGCAUUCUGAACAAAAUGUUGGUGCUCCUCCUAGUUAUGAAGAAGCAGGGAAUGAGACUCAGAGUCCUGUCCAUAGUGGAAGGGUUGGCCAAACUUCUGCAGCAGCUGCUCCCGGGGCUUCUCCUCCUGCUAGUAAUAAUAAUCCUAACCAAGCAGCCCCUGAUCGUAUUAAUUCAGCUUCUCCUCCAAAUCAACAAGUCGAGGCCUUUGAUGAAUUUGAUCCCCGCAGUCCAGUUUCAGCUGCCCCAACUGCUGCUCCUGCAGCUGUCCCUGCUCCUGCUGUUCCCACUGCUUUAACCAAUGUUGAAAUGGAUUUGUUGGACGCUCUGUCUGAUUCAUUUGCCAUCGUGCCAGUUACACCUGAAACCCUUUCUACCGAGUCUGAUGCCCAUGCAAACUCCGGUGCUAUGUCCACCUUUGCUGCUAAUCAGUCGGCAUCUAGUUUUGGAAAUCAGGGUUUUAAUGAUCCAUUUGGUGAUAAUCCUUUUAAAGCCGUCCCUUCAACUGAUACUGCCCCAGCUGCACAACAAAUUUCUACUUCCAUGCCUACUUUCCAACCUGCAACAAACCAAAAUGCAGUAGCUCCUCAACUACCUGCAAAUUCCGAGACAGUUGCAAACUUCGACUUUGGGGAUUCAUUCUCUGCCAAUGCUUACUCUGCACCUGGUGUCUCCACCGUACAACCUCCAUCAACAAACCCCCAGUUUCUGCCUCAGGAAUUGUCAACUCCAAAUCAGGAAAAUAAUACACUGGCAGAUAUUUUUCCACCUUCUGGACCUGCACAGCUGAGUGCUAGCGCAUAUGGCCAAUCUGUGCAGCCAAGUGCUAAUCCUUAUAGCCAACCGCCACAAUCUGGUGCUAAUCCCUAUGGCCAACCCUCACAGCCAAAUGCUAAUCCAUAUGGUCAACCUGCACAGCCAAAUGCCAGUCCAUAUGGUCAACCUGCUCAGCCAAAUGCCAGUCCAUAUGGUCAACCUGCACAGCCAAAUGCCAGUCCAUAUGGUCAACCUGCACAGCCAAAUGCCAGUCCAUAUGGUCAACCUGCACAGCCAAAUGCCAGUCCAUAUGGUCUACCUGCACAGCCAAAUGCCAGUCCAUAUGGUCAACCUGCACAGCCAAAUGUCAGUCCAUAUGCCCAAACCAUGCAAUCAAGUUCGAAUAAUUCAUAUGGUAAUUUCAACCCACAGAUCGUGUCUAUGGCCCCUCAGAUCCCAGAAUGUGCUGCCCAAAGCAGUAAUGGGAGCUUCAACUCUCAGAUAGGUUCUAAUGCUCCUGUCAGUUCACACAUGCCUGCUCAACCUCUAAAUAACAAUGAUCUCCUGGGUGGCUUAAUGUCACAACCAGGCUCAAAGCCUUCAAUGGCACCACAGACAGUCACUCCAUCGGCAGGAGCACUUGGUAUAGUUCCAGUUUCACAACUAUCGAAGGAUAAAUUUGAGACCAAGUCAGCAGUUUGGGCUGAUACAUUGAGCAGAGGACUAGUCAAUCUGAACAUAUCUGGACCUAAAACAAAUCCGCUGGCUGAUAUCGGAGUGGACUUUGAUGCUCUUAAUCGGAAGGAAAAGAGGAUGGAAAAACCCGCCCCAAAUGCAGUAACAUCUACAAUCACAAUGGGUAAGGCUAUGGGAUCGGGUUCUGGGAUUGGUCGUUCUGGUGCUAACACUUUUAGACCUCCAGCAAAUCCUAUGGCUGGAGGCAUGGGCAUGGGGGGAGGCUAUGGUGGUAUGAAUCAACAACCUAUGGGCAUGGGAAUGGGGAUGAACAACAUGGGAAUGAAUCCAGGAAUGGGGAUGAACAACAUGGGCAUGAAUCCGGGAAUGGGGCAGAGACCCUACAUGCAACCACAAGCUGGAAUGCCUGGUGGUUAUAACCCUAUGAUGGGUUCCGGUGGCUAUUCUCAACAGCCAUAUGGUGGCGGUUAUCGAUGAGAAUGAGUUGCCAUACCAGACGUGUAAAACGAAGUUACAUACGAAGCUUGUGAUAUAACAGAGUUAAAAAGAGAUUGAAAUAUAGCUAAACCUUAGGUGUCCCUGGUCGAAUCCCCCGAGUAGAAGCUGUAGUUUUGAAGUCCCGCAAAAUUGUGUUGGCAGUGGCCUGAUGGGAUCCAAUGAUGCUUUUAUUAUUUCUCAUUCUUGCUUAAGCUAUUGCACAGUUUGGACCAUACUGAGUCCUAUUGGUUCAAUGCCUGGUUUGAGCUGUUGUGAAAUUGUGUAUUUCUCAUGUUUGCUUUAUUAGUAUUUCUGC